Molecule: messenger RNA, 780 nt
Organism: Fulvia fulva
Lineage: Eukaryota; Fungi; Ascomycota; Dothideomycetes; Mycosphaerellales; Mycosphaerellaceae
Exons: 2
Coding region: 1-780 (259 amino acids)
Source: RefSeq, a predicted model, not a curated record
AUGAUAGCUGAGAACGAAGCUCCCAACUUCACAAUAUUCCAAGAUUGCCUUUCGACCAGCAUCAUACAACGUCUUGCCCCGGAUAGUGGCAAAACAACGAAGAAACGACCGGUCAAAGGUCGCAAGAAUGAAAUUAAGCCGGUACUGAGACCGCAAGAGGAGAUUGAAAAGAACGAUGCUGCUGAAUUGUCUGAUUUUAUCGAGUAUCUAGCUGAGGAGAUUUUCUUGAGCCUACCUGCAGACCUCCGCACCAUCUCCUACACAGCCAUCCAAGAUGACAUCAAGCUGGCAUCGAGAUACUCAGUACCUCUGAGCAGCUCAGACAUGGAAUCGCUGAUCAAACCAUUACCACUCUCGGUCUCCGAAUCAUUAUCAAUCUAUGGCCUCAUCAACGACGAUACAGACCUAGACCGCUUCCUAGAGCCCUGCAUGAACAUUUACAUCACAUCCACCUCCGAGCCACCUGCAGAGUACACUCCAGCCUUGGCCGCUACACGGCCUGACGGCUGCGAGAUCUGUGAACGGGAGCACAUACCUCUGACCUACCACCAUCUCAUACCGCGGCAGGUUCACGCGAAAGUCGUGAAGCGUGGUUGGCACAAGGAAUGGGAGCUGAAUAAGGUUGCAUGGCUGUGUAGAGCCUGUCAUUCAUACGUGCAUCGAGUCGCGCCGAAUGAGCAGUUGGCGCGGGAGCUGUACAGUGUUGACUUGUUGCUGGAGAGGGAGGAUAUCCAGAGGUUUGCCAAAUGGGUUGGGACAGUCCGUUGGAAGGCACGCUGA